AUGUCGAAUUCAGAAAUAGUUUUAAAAAAUUGGUCGUACAGGAAAGAUGGAACUGAAGAAUGGUUCCAAUCUCGUAAGGAAGCUGCUUGCACCGAGAUCUUUGCUGAUUUGUUGAAUAAUGGACAGAUUCCUGAUCCAUUUCUUGAUACCAAUGAACGUGACGUACAAUGGGUUGGUGAACAGGAUUGGCAGUACCUGAACUCUUUUGAAGUGGACUCUGCUUUGAAAGACCUUGAAAAUCACGAAUUGGUCUUUGAAGGUUUGGAUACGUUCGCUACGGUUUGGCUCAACGGUAAAGAGUUAUUGAAAGCAAAUAACAUGUUUGUGGAAUAUCGAGUCGACGCUAAACCUCACUUGAACUUUGGUGGAGUGAACGAGUUGCUAAUCAAGUUCGACAGUGCAUUAAGAACUAGUCGUAGUUUGGAGAAAAAACAUGGUCAAUAUAAAUGUUUCAAUGGUGAAACUUCUCGUUUACAAGUUAGAAAAGCUCAAUAUCACUAUGGUUGGGAUUGGGGGCCCAUUUUAAUGACUUGCGGUCCUCAUCUUCCAGUUAAACUUGUUUCUUUCAAUUCGAUCAUUGAUGAUGUUUAUGUUAAUUCCCAAAUUUCGGAAAAAUUGAAUGCAACUAUCGACGUGCAAACAGAUAUCAGAACCAAAUCUCAAGUCGCUAUUGACAUUGAAGUGAUUUCACCUUCUGGUAAGGUCAUUGAGAAAGCCGCUAGCAAAGUAGAUAAAAAUGGCUUGGAUUCCUUUAAAUUCGAUAUUCAAAAUCCUGAAUUAUGGUAUCCUCUUGGUCAUGGUGAAGCCUCUUUGUACACAUUUAAAGUUACUUUAUCGAAUCUGAAAGAAAUUCAAACAGUAAUUAAAAAGGUAGGUUUAAGAAGAGUUGAAUUGGUUCAAGAAAAACUUAUCGAUCAACCAGGUACUAGUUUUUAUUUCAAAGUCAACAAUAUUCCAAUUUAUUCGACUGGUUCAAAUUGGAUUCCUUGUCACUCAAUGAAAACUUUGAUGACAGACCAAGACUACACUGACUGGUUACAGUUAGCAGUAGAUGGUAAUCAAAAUAUGAUAAGAGUCUGGGGUGGGGGGUAUUACGAAACAGAUAUCUUUUAUGAUGAAUGUGACCGCCUUGGAUUACUUGUUUGGCAAGAUUUCAUGUUUGCUUGUGGCCAAUAUCCAGGUUUCCCAGAAUUCAUUGAAACGUGUAAGCCCGAAUUCGACCAUCAAAUCAAACGUCUUAGAAAUCAUGCUUGUAUGGCAGUAUAUGCGGGUAAUAAUGAAGACUAUCAAGUUGCUGAAAACUUUGGUUUACAUUGGGAUCAAAACGAUCAUUCUGGGGAUUAUUCAAAAACAGACUUCCCAGCUCGUACAAUUUACGAAAAAGUCAUUCCAGAUGCACUCAAGAGCUUGAACCCGCAAGUCCCAUAUCAUCCAGGAUCUCCUUGGGGUGGUAGUCAUACCACUGAUCCAACUAUUGGAGAUAUCCAUCAAUGGAAUGUUUGGCAUGGAACACAAGAAAAGUAUCAAGAUUGGUAUAAAUUAGGUGGUCGGUUUAUCUCAGAAUUCGGUAUGGAAGCCUUACCUAAUCGUAAAACAUACGAAGAUUGUAUAACUGAUAAGACCGAACUAUAUCCCCAAAGUGAAUCAAUUGACCAUCAUAAUAAAUCUGAUGGGUUUGAACGUCGUUUGGCCUUAUAUGUUUUCGAGAAUAUUAAAGUAGAAGGUUUGGAUUUAGAUUCUUGGAUAUAUGCUACUCAAUUGAUGCAAGCCGAAUGUCUUGGUUAUGCCUAUAGAUGUUGGAGACGUGAAUGGCGUGGUGAAGGUAAACGCUAUACAAGUGGUGCAAUCGUUUGGCAAAUUAAUGAUUGUUGGCCAGUGGCUUCUUGGGCAAUUAUUGAUUUUUAUAAAAGGCCAAAAUUGGGAUACUAUUCAGUCAAGCGUGAAAGUCAUCCAAUUGGUGUUGGACUUUACAGAAAUGAGAAGAAAUUUACUCAUGAGCAAGCCAAGCCAGUGUCUAAAGAAGGUGCUCCUCAUGAUUAUAGUAAAACUGAGUAUAACGUUGACAUUUGGGGGGUAAAUGCUACCACAGAACCAUUACCCUCAACUUUAAAAAUCGACAUCUACAAUGUUACCCUGGGGGAUAUCAUUGAGUCACUUCCUGACAAGCCAGUUACUUUAUCAGCCAAUGCUACUACUGAAUUUGUAGAAUCACACCCAAUAUCAAAUGAUGUUCCAGUAGUAAUUUACGCUAGAUUAGUUGAUAACAAAGGAAAUAUCAUUGCUGGUGCUGCUGAUUGGCCUCAACCGUUGAAAUAUCUCAAGUUCAACGAUAGAAAAGUUGAUUUCACCGUUGAGAAUGGCCAAAUAAGACUUAGAGCCAACAAUCCAGUCAAAGGUGUUGAAAUAAUCGUCGAAAGAGACGUUUUCUUACAAGAUAACGGUUUUGAUUUGUUCCCAGGCGACGACAAAAUCGUGGUUGCCAAAGACUUAAAGGCCACUGAUAAAGUAUCGAUUAGAUAUUACCAACAAGCAAAAAAAUAG
Hyphopichia burtonii NRRL Y-1933 is the source of this 2541-nucleotide messenger RNA. It is a transcript of the gene GH2, whose product is annotated as glycoside hydrolase family 2 protein. The coding region runs from base 1 to 2541 and encodes 846 amino acids. The record is from RefSeq and is a predicted model, not a curated record. Gene Ontology annotation, molecular function: beta-mannosidase activity. Gene Ontology annotation, biological process: carbohydrate metabolic process; glycoprotein catabolic process. The transcript has a single exon. Lineage: Eukaryota; Fungi; Ascomycota; Pichiomycetes; Serinales; Debaryomycetaceae.